This is a messenger RNA of Gossypium arboreum, 897 nucleotides long. RefSeq lists its product as uncharacterized. The record is from RefSeq and is a predicted model, not a curated record. The transcript has a single exon. Lineage: Eukaryota; Viridiplantae; Streptophyta; Magnoliopsida; Malvales; Malvaceae. The coding region runs from base 458 to 799 and encodes 113 amino acids.
AAAAGUGGAUCUGAAUCUAUCUUUUAACUGUUUAUAGGGUGCUUAUAAGAUAUUAGUCUAGACCUAGGCGGCCUGGAUCGUAUGAGAUUACCUCAAUACGACACCAACUCCACUCAGAAACAGACCGUAAACGUCGGCUGCAGUAUUUAAGCGAAGAAAGCAAAGAAGAAUAAAAAAAAAAAAAAAGUUGGGUCAGUGCCUGCCCUUGUCGACAGAUAUUUGACAGUUGGCUGGCUCCUGCGGUGGCGCUCUGCUCUCCCAGGCUUAACCAAAUUCGAAGCAAGCGACCAAAUUUCUACACAUUUUAAAUACCGACCAGAGCAGACCUUACCUCGAAUUCAAUAUUCUAUCUACCUUCCGUCGAACCUCAAUGCGUAUGCUUUGUUUCUCAUCUUUGUUUUGAGCCGGAUUCUGGCUCUGCUCUACAGCUAGCUCUAGUAGCUUUGGUCUGGGUUAAAUGGCUCUACUAAGUGGUGAUAAUGAUCAUGUUAUAUCAUCAGUUAGCGGCAUCUCAUAUGGGUAUAUGGAGCACAAGAACAUGAUGGUGAUGAUGGAGAAGAGACAGCUGUUCCUGAGGAGCUACCAGUUCUGCAGGAAAAGGACCCUGACUGAGAGAAUCAAGAGAUCCUUGGUGGGGGUUAAGAGGGUCAUGUGGCUUAGGCUACGGUCUGCCCGUAAACUCAAAAGGUUGGUCUUGUCCAGACUCCGAUUUGCCUUCUUGUGUCGCGGGCGCAAGAGGAGAUAUAUUCGUCUCAAGAACAAUCAUUUCCGCCACACUCACAACUCAUGCUUAUGGUAGGCCUAGAGCAGGACUUGGUCUCAUUUCAAAUCUGUAGUUUUUCUAUUAUAAUUUUGUAACUAUAAUUUGAAUUAAAUUUUUUACAGUUUUCAAUUUUA